Messenger RNA from Phyllotreta striolata, 1085 nucleotides. The record is from the annotation of a GenBank genome assembly. Lineage: Eukaryota; Metazoa; Arthropoda; Insecta; Coleoptera; Chrysomelidae.
UGUCAGUGUCAAGUCAACGCCAAAAAAUUUAAAGAAUUGCCAAAACUAUGGGUGAAAAUAUAAAAUAAUUAUUUUUUAUAUCAUCCAAGUGAUUUGUAAAAUUUACUUCGCAGAAUUUCAAAUUCCUGUUGUUGCGGUGAAUAACUCGAAAGUGAAGUUGAUUGCUUGUAUUUGAUAGGUAUUAACACUUUCAACAACCAUGACAUACAACAGGAAACGAGGACGUGAUCCAAAAGAAGAUGAAAUCGAGUUUAUGCCUCUUUCGAAGCGAAUAAACAAUCUUCACAUCAACAGCAACGGCAUGCUCUUAGACAGCGGGUGCCAUUCGAGUUCAACGAAUAACGUGGAAUGGGGCCCGGGCCCACCGAACCACUCGAAUUACGUUCCGGAAUCUCCCCCCAGUUCAGAGCAGAGUCUCGAUUUCAACGCUUUACAGUACCAAUCCGAGUAUAUGCCGGAUUUGAGCGAAUCGCAGAAUCCCCACUAUUUCAAGAUAAAUAAAUUAUUGUUCGAAAUGUAUGUUCAAAGAGUGCAAAGGGGUUGCCAUAAUGUAUGAAGACGCGUUAUUCAAUUAUACUGAUUUUGUAAUUCUGAAUCUAUUCGAGGGAUAAUACAAUUUUGAUUCGUGCUUUUUGGUGAAUCAAUAUUGAUUAGAUCUUACUGAUAAAUUUUUCAUUGUUUCUGGGUUUUGAGCAGGAAAUUUACUGGUUUUGUACUUUUGAUUGAACAUUUUUUGGUUUAAAGUGAUUUUCAUGUUUAACUGAAUUAAACGAAUCCGCAACUUUUUGGUAAGCGGUGCAAGUAUCAGGACAGAAAAUUCCAGAAUUUUUACUAUAUGCAUUUAGUUUAAUAAGUUUUUUUUAAUUACAACGAGAGUUUGGAGCAUAAAUUAUUUAUCUUUUCAGUUUUAACUUAACUAACGGCUGUUAAGUCCACUAUGAUGUUUUUUGAAAUCCUUCUGUUUGAGAUAUUAAUAUCCGUUGAAUGAUCUCACUACUCUGAACCUCAUUGUCGUUAGUAAGUUAAGAUUUUUAAUUUGAUUAGUUUAUUGUAUAUUUAUAUUUAUUAAAAUACGUUCAGUAUGA